Molecule: messenger RNA, 2899 nt
Organism: Mercenaria mercenaria
Lineage: Eukaryota; Metazoa; Mollusca; Bivalvia; Venerida; Veneridae
Exons: 1
Coding region: 472-1800 (442 amino acids)
Biological process (GO): G protein-coupled receptor signaling pathway
Cellular component (GO): membrane
Molecular function (GO): G protein-coupled receptor activity
Source: RefSeq, a predicted model, not a curated record
ACAAUAUACAAACAAUUACAUCCACAUUAGAUGUCAUGUGUGGCUUUGCCGCAGUAAUGAGGUCAUCUUUUCAUUUUCAGGUGGAUAAAAGGCAAAGUCUGUAUAAUGAAGUGAAUUGAUAAAGUGUAUGCGAGAUCGUCAGCAAGAUUACUCCGUAUGUUAGCUUCAUAAUAACUGUUGAUAGAAAAACUGUUAGAAUUCUGAGACCUCCAAUGUGAAAUAAUAAUAAUAAGCGUACAGCCAAGGUUGCAUGGAGAUUGAAAACUGCUAAAGCCGCCAGUGCAAGCUUCCGGACAAUCAAAACACAUUUUUAGCCCGGAAGUUUGCCGCUUUUGACUAGUUGAAGCACACGUAGUUCUGAUGUACUUGUAAUUCACUUUUAUAUUGAUGUGAAUUUCAUUAAAGUAUGUAAAAUAUGUAGCUGCUAAGGUCGCAGUAAAAGCUUUAAAACAGUCAAGGUAAUCGGGAGAGAUGGCAUUAAAUUACACUGAACAGCUUAAUAUAACCACUGAUAAGGCAAUAGUGUCAAUCAAGGAUGGACAAAUAUUUGAUGAUGUUGAAAAAGCCGCUUGGAAAAUUUACAUUUUGCCGUUUAUAUUAACGUUUCUAUACGCAAUGCUGGGCUUUAUUGGAAACUCUACAGUGAUAUAUAUUUACUGGAAAAGGUGGAAGAAAAAUAGAACUCGUGUAUUUAUUUUGACUUUAGGUGUCCUUGAUUGGUUAAACUGCGUAUUCAAUAUGCCAUUUGAAAUAGCAGUUUUAUGGCACCCGAUUUCAUUCGAUAUGCAUUACUUAUGUAAAAUAUCGCGAGGCUGUACUUACUUCUUAAACAACACAGGCUCACUGGUUCGCGUGUCUAUUGCGAUAGAACGCUUUAUCGUGGUAUAUUAUCCACUGAAGAGUAGACAACUUACGCCAACAUUCGCGAAAGGCAUGUGUUUACUUGCAUUCAUUGUUAGUUUAAUAUUUUCAUGGCCGUCCUUUGUUUUCUACGGAAGUCACACAAUAACCAUUCCGGUUGCAAACAGCGUCAAUGUCAUAGGGAAGACAUGUUUAAUUGCUGAUGAACAUGAGAUUAGAACUGGACUGCUCCUGAUGUUUACCACGGUAUUGUUUAGUUUGUUUGUUCUGACAUUUGUAGUGCUGAUUGUACUGUAUAUCGCAAUAGGGAGAACAAUCUACAUUGCUUCAUGCUCUGACAUAACGUCGGAUGUUGAGGAAGAUAUUACUGGUUUAUUUAGUACAUGUAAAAGCAUAGUAUCUGCCAUAACAGGAGUCAGAAGACCUAAAGACAUGGAAAAGAAUUCAGUCAGCAAACAUACACAGAGCUUAAAUGGUAAUAAGAGAAUGUUGAAUUUCUUUAAAACCCAAAAUAAUCCAUUACUUUGUGUAAAUGAGACUGCCGAAGUUGAAGAAUCGACAGUAAUCACGGAUACAAAUGAAAAGUUAUCAUCACUGCAGUACAAACGAAACAGUCGAAAGUUUUCGACUGUGAAAAGAAAAGCAACCAGAAAAAAUACUGUGAUGAUGAUGAUGGUUACCAUAGCAUUCAUGCUAUCAUACACGCCAUUUUUAUGUAUUCUCAUAAUACGUUACUCGAACCCUAAGUACUACUUUGGACUGAGUAAUCCAGGGAAAAUUGCCUAUCAUGUCUUUUUGAGAACUUAUUUCAUAAACAGUAUGAUCAAUCCUUUUAUUUAUGGAUUCAUGAACCUUCAUUUCCGGAAAAUGGUGAAACAGUUAUUUUCAAAAGUAUUUUGCAGUGAAUGUUGUGGUAGGGACUCAGGGUUUGCUGUGUAACUAUCGCGUGGAUGUAUAACAGUCUUAAUAAUAUUUCAUUUUUAUCAUUUGAACCUACCAUAAGCAACAUUUUUUUAAAAAAAAUUUAAAGUGUAGAUCAUUUUGUGCAUACCAUCUUUCUUUAAUCUUAAAGAUACUCAUAUUGCAAGAUUUGUUCUGGAAUCGUAUGCAUUGUUCCACAGGCAAGACCUUGUAUAAAUAUUAGGCCAAUAAAAUUUUUGAAGAAAUAUGUUUUAAACCAUAUGAAAAAAACUACAUACGUUUAUUGUUGCUAUGCAUUAAACCAGCCUUGAUAUAGAGUAAUGUUUUAAACAAAGUUUUACACCAAUGCUUUCGGAGUUCUAAACCACUGGGCAACGGUGGAGUUUUCGAAGCAGAUUAAGUAAUUCUGAUUUUGAACUUGACUCCUCUGAUAUUUUAUUUAUUUUUCAUAUUUUUAAGUUUUAAUCAUAAAUGUACAAACCUAAUAGUAAUCAAAAUUCAGACUGAAUCAGAAUCAAAUUCGCUGGCUUUAUCGGUAGCACUUUCAUUACUGAGGUGUAUAACAAUCUGAUCAAUUUGGUCAUCAAACAACAAUUCAGUUUGGCGAUAGUUCUUCUCGGUUGCCAAAACAUGCCUCACAGCAUUUUCCUAAUCUGUAACUCCAAUUUCUGCCAGUGUAUUGUGUGAGAGUGUUUGGACAUCAGUGAGUUUGAAUGCCAAGUUUCUUUAACCGACCUUUUCCUUCAGUUGUGCCCAAAUUAGUUCAAUGUGAUUAAACUCGCAGUGGUAUGGUGGUACACGUAGCAAUUCAUGUCCCCCUUCUUUAAUAACUGAAUAAAUCCUGUAAACGUUUUGUCUAGGUUUGUAAAUACAAAUCAGAUUAGUGUACUGGAAAGUUUUAACAAAUGUAAGGAUACAUAUUUUGAUACUGCACUGAUUACAAACUAAUUCCAUAAAAAUAUACACGGCUACGCUAAUUACCCCUUAUUUCUACAAUGAAAUAAUUGAUUUUUGUAUUUUGUAUUUGCUGGUUAUAUUGUACAUAGAUGAGACUGAAAUAAAUAAAUAAAUAAAUAUUCAUUCACAUUUUAACUGUAUAAUCAACUUUAAAACAAGA